GUGAUCUAAAUUCAAAACAGUGCUCAUGUAACCAGUGUUUUUCUCCAUAAAAUUGUGAAAUAAGCGUUUUUUUAAUAGUUAAUAGUGCAUCCGGCUUAAACAUUAUGAAUAUAGCACACAAACUGUUGCUUCGCUACCGGUUACCGGUAGCCAGAAUCGGUAAAGUAUGGUAUAAUCAACCGGGGGUUUCGCCCCAAGUUCGGUCGCUUUCAGCUGGAAGUCAUUGGCACGAAGUUAACAAGAACCGUACUGAUCCUAAUUAUCGGAAUGUUUUCAACCGUACUCUCAGUACACAGCUCAAAGCAAAAACAAAAGUUCAGAAUGUUAAAUCGACGGCCACCCUCUUGAACGAACUGAAAGCCGAUGCGGUUGCCUACAGGCGCAUCCACCUAGACAAAUUGCAUCAGAUUCUAUCCCGACCGGAAGAUAUUUCCCCUAGCUCGUACGAUUUUCUACUGAGUUGUUGUGGGCAACUGAUGCUGGAUCAGCCGGUUGAAGCGAGGGAGCAAAUGUUGCGCAGCUUGUGGUUUAUGGCUGGGGAACCCACCCUAGACAGGUGGAAGAUCAUGCUGCAGGUGUAUCGGGAGAAUGGGAUGGAUUUAGAGGGGAGCGUGGAGGAGUUCAUGCAAAAGGUUAAAGAUCUUCCGGUAGACGAGGAAUUUUUGGAGCUGCUGCUGGCGGUGGUUUGUGAACGGGGAGAUGUUGGCAAAAUUCAGGAUGUUAUGAACGUUUUUGAGGAACGUAAUAUUGGAUUGAAGGCUGGUCAAGCUAGUAGUUUGAUCCGGGGCUAUGCCAAGGCUGGUAAUAUAAAAACAAUUCAAGUAAUUUUGGAUACUUUGAGUGCUGGUAAUGUAGCUUUAAACGAAGAGGUUUAUGGGGAGCUGAUGGUCGGUUAUUUGCUGAACGACCAGAUAGACAAAGCGAAGAAAUUUUUAAAAGAAAAGGGAUCUAUUUUAAAAGAGAGGCACGUGGUCGAAGCUUUACAGGAAGCGAUCUUGAGAAACAUAAAUGACAUGUCGAAAGAUUUAGUAAAACUACUGCCAGAAGAUGUGUUGAAUGACGUGAGCAUUGAUCCUGUUCUCAGAAAUGUCUGUUCAAAAUUUAUUAAGCUUAACAACUUUGAAGCAGUCAGAACUCUUCUCAAUGAACUUCCUAUCCCUGAGUUCAACAUAAAUGAAAGUCAAGACGGGUAUGGAGUAUCCCUUAUAUUUGAAAUGAUAAAAAACAGUGCCCCUCUUGAAGAAACCCUCGCUCUGGUAAGAUUUCUUAUCAAAACUAGACGCAAUGAACGUGCGUUACAUGUAGCUUGCGAAUGCGCUGCCAAACACAACAUCGACAUAUAUCCCCCCCUUCUAGUUAACCUUCGCAAACAAGAAGACCUCAGACCGCACUAUUUUUGGCCACUAAUCGUUCAAAAUUUCAACAGAAAUGGCGAGGCCGGUGUGCUUGAUGUUCUUAAACUGAUGCAACAAACCAAAACCGAGCUUGAUUCAGAAACGCUCACAGUUUUCGUCCUACCGAAGCUCUCCGUCAGCCUGAAGGACACCCGCCUAGCACUUAAACAGCUGACCGAUCGAGGUGUUAAGAUAAACACUCUGAUGACGCCCUUUGUGUCACACAUGCUGUACCAGAACCGUUUCAAAGAUGUAAGCCAGGUUGUGAAACUCUACCCGGCCCGGCUCGAUACUGAAGCGCUGAUUUGGCCGUUGCAGCUGCAGGCCACGGUCAACAAAAGCAUCGAACAGUUCCGCCGAAUGGCCGAGGUUAUUAAGAUCCUCACGGAGAAAGCUCAGGAUCCAAAGCACGAUCUGGCCGGUCAGCUGUUGAUGGAGCUGGUCAGCAACCGCAAAAGUCAGCACGACCUGAACACCCUCAAGGCACUGCUCCAGCAGCUGUUCGUUGCUGAAGUGCGAAUAAGCCGAAUGAGUGCCAAUGUCCUGCGGAAUCACCUGGCCAAGCUUGCCCGGGGGAAAGAUUCGGAACUGGAUCGAUUGGUCAACUCGCUGGUGGAUGAAGAGCUGGCGAUCGCUUCGAGGGAACUUUUUGAUUCGAUCAUCGUUCAUCCGAGAAACAUGACCUACGAUGAGUUAGAGUGCCACCUGAGCGAGCUGGAGGAAAAGAGGCUGAAUGCGAGGGGAGUUCUAAGGAGGUUGCUACAGGUUUGUGUCCGGGAGAAUCGGUUGGAUCGGGCUGUGGAGGUGAAGAAAAAAUGUGACGAAGCUCGAGUAGAGUUGAGUUCGGGUAUGUUGGCUUCCGUUUUCGAUUUACAUAUCAAGCGGAAAAAUUUGGAAGAAGCUGGAAGAACUUUGGAGCAAAUAAAGAGUACGUUCCCGGGUUUUUCGAUAGACGAACACAAAAUUGUAGAUUUUGCUGCCCUGAUGGCAGAAAAUGGUUUUCUAACCACUGCUCAGAAUAUCAUCAAACAGCGAGCCUCGGCUGGUCAGGUUCGUUCCGGAAAUGUGAACAAAAAUAUCUGGAAUCUGCUGACGAAUACUGCGCAGUGGGCUGCUGCAAAUGAACCCAGCUCGGAUAAAAACCAUGCCUAUGAAAUGCUAAAUUUGCUUGUUGGUUUAGGAUACUGUACGUAUGACAACGCAGUACUAGGGCCAGUAAUCAGGGAGUACCUUUUGAAAAACCAGAUCAAGAAUGCCAUCAAUAUGUACAGGCAGAUAACCAUCGAAAAAAGGAGAACUCCGCUUCAGCUGGAAAUUAUGACGACCCUGGUUCGGCUGACCAAUUCCAACAAUCCGGAAAUCCCACCGGAUCAAGCCAAGGCGCUCCUUAGCGAGAUCAUCCAGCUGGGUUCGAAAAUCCACGGACCAGUAAACACCAAUAAUACCCUGAUCGUUGCGUUGGCCGACGGAGGAACCGAAGCUCAGCUCAGGAGAAUACUGAUCAAUCCGGAAACGCGAGUCAACCACGAAUACGUCCUCGGUCAGUGUGAGUUUCUGCUAAACUCCGGUAAACUGGAUGUGGUGCUGCGGUUAGCGAAAUGCUCCCGCGGGCUAGCCAACAUCCGGGAGACUGACUUCCUGUCGCUGAUCCUGAAGCAGUACACUCGGGACAAUGAUUGCGAAUCGGCCAUUGCCCUCUUCAAUCGACUGCAGGCCGAAGAUGAGGAGCUAAAAAUUAGCGGAGAUUUCGCCCGGAAAUUGAUCGAUCUGCUGGAGGUGAACAACUACGAGGUACCGAAUGGGGUGCGGUUAUACGCGAAAUAGAACAGUGUGCUCUAGUU
Uranotaenia lowii is the source of this 3235-nucleotide messenger RNA. RefSeq names its product leucine-rich PPR motif-containing protein, mitochondrial (gene Lrpprc2). Bases 105 to 3218 code for a protein of 1037 amino acids. The record is from RefSeq and is a predicted model, not a curated record. NCBI's taxonomy places the organism in Eukaryota, Metazoa, Arthropoda, Insecta, Diptera, Culicidae. Gene Ontology annotation, molecular function: protein binding. The transcript is spliced from 3 exons.